This is a messenger RNA of Zonotrichia albicollis (white-throated sparrow), 1595 nucleotides long. It is a transcript of the gene NDUFAF6, whose product is annotated as NADH:ubiquinone oxidoreductase complex assembly factor 6. Gene Ontology annotation, biological process: mitochondrial respiratory chain complex I assembly; biosynthetic process. The record is from RefSeq and is a predicted model, not a curated record. Gene Ontology annotation, cellular component: mitochondrion. Lineage: Eukaryota; Metazoa; Chordata; Aves; Passeriformes; Passerellidae.
CUGGGCAGCCUCCCACGGCAGUGCCCUCCCCCUCUGUGGCUGCGUUCCUUCGGAAGAACGGAACGUUCUUGUUCCCUUGUAUCGGUGUUUUGGAGAGCCAAAUCACCGAAGUGGAUGUUUAAAAACAUUGGUUGUUUUCAAAUGUUGGCUACUGAGAACUAGCCAUGCUUGCUGAGCGCUCCCUGAAAAAAAUGGGAUAAAGCAGAGGACAUCUGACAGCUGGAGCAGCUCAGUACCUUCUCUGUCGUAAACGCAAGAGGAGGCCUAUGUUUCCAAAACAUCCUUUUUUUCUUUUGUCAAACCCAAAAUGCUCCAAGAGGAGCAGAGUGCAGUCAGACACUUCCAGGUGAGGUCACUUUUCCUUCUUGGAUUCUGGGCUGCAAACAAUGUGUAGGGCCCCUUGGCUGCUUUGGAGUUCCCAGGAAUUCAGUUCAUUGUAAAGUAAGAUGUUAAACAAGUUUCUCAGUAAAGACCUAGGUAACUUCUCUUUGGAUACUGUUUUUCCAGAUGAUUGACAAAAGCUGGGAGAAGGUUUCCAUGUGUGCAUAGACAGAGUGGAACAGGAUUAUCUUCUCCAAACUGGUGCUUGUAAAAAGACAGAAAGAUGUGUGUGGUCUGCAGUAAUGUUUGAGUUAUUCUACCCAGGAUUCAUUUCCCUGAUACUCAGGAGACCAGAGGCUGUGUGUACAGACAAUACACAGGAAGCGUGACUAUGAAGGGUUUCUGUGUUCUCUGCUGCUGCCUGUGGAAUCUCGAACCUCUGCUUUUGCCUUGAGAGCCUUCAAUGUGGAACUGGCUCAGGCAGCAUAGAUAGACCAAGUGUGUUAAAGACACUGAAUCUCACUCCGGAUGUGUCCUUUCCAGAUUAAAGACUCCAUAACUCAGAAGGCAACAGGUUUGAUGCGGAUGCAGUUCUGGAGGGACGCUGUGGAGGACAUAUACAGCGAUAACCCACCACAUCAGCCCGUUGCUGCAGAGCUGUGGAGGGCUGUCAAGAGGCAUAACUUGACUAAAAUGUGGUUCAUGAAGAUCAUAGAUGAAAGAGAGAAGAAUUUGGAUGAUCGUCCGUACCGUAACAUCCAGGAGCUGGAAACAUACGCUGAGAACACUCAGAGUGCUCUCUUGUACCUCACCUUGGAAACACUGGGUGUGAGGGACAUCCAUGCUGACCAUGCAGCCAGUCACAUUGGGAAAGCACAAGGCAUAGUUACCUGUUUAAGAGCAACUCCUUAUCACUGUACAAGACAGAAGGUCUUUCUUCCCAUGGACAUUUGUAUGUUGCAUGGAGUUUCACAAGAGGAUUUCAUAAGAGGCAAGCAAGAGAAAAAUGUAAGAGAUGUAAUUUAUGACAUCGCCAGCCAGGCCCAUAUUCAUCUAGAACAUGCUAGAUCUUUCAGUAAGAAAGUUCCUGUGAAGGCGUAUCCUGCUUUUUUCUGUACGGUUGCUUUAGAUGAUUAUUUAUAUAACAUGCGGAAAGUGGACUUCAAUAUAUUUCAUCCAAGCUUACAAAAGAAGAGUACAUUAUUACCAUUGUAUUUGUAUAUUAGAUCUUGGAAAAAAACAUAUUAAAGCUUGUUUAGUUAUUUUAAUAUGGA